This is a messenger RNA of Aspergillus tanneri, 2763 nucleotides long. Its product is annotated as formin-binding protein HOF1. The record is from RefSeq and is a predicted model, not a curated record. Gene Ontology annotation, molecular function: protein binding; phospholipid binding. Gene Ontology annotation, cellular component: mitotic actomyosin contractile ring, proximal layer; cell division site; plasma membrane. Lineage: Eukaryota; Fungi; Ascomycota; Eurotiomycetes; Eurotiales; Aspergillaceae. The coding region runs from base 1 to 2763 and encodes 920 amino acids. Gene Ontology annotation, biological process: cytoskeleton organization. The transcript is spliced from 7 exons.
AUGCCAGGAACGGUUGCAGAUGGGCCAACCGUGGCCAUGUCCUUUGCCAAUAAUUUCUGGGGCAAGGACGAUGCCGGUGUUUCACCUAUGCUGGACCGGAUGCACGGUGCAAAAAUGUCUUGCGACGAAUUGAAGACAUUCUAUAACAUCCGAGCCGCCAUCGAAGAAGAAUAUGCACGAAAGCUGCUGGCACUUUGCCGCAAAUCGCUUGGGUCAUGUGAAAUGGGCUCCUUGCGUUCAUCCUUUGAUGUUGUGCGCGCCGAAACGGAGGCCAUUGGCAAGGCCCACGCAGCCAUCGCGGUACAGAUGAAACGAGAGCUGGAGGAACCCUUGAUCGCGUUUGCAGGUGGUUCUAAAGAGAGGAGAAAAAUCAUACAAACAGGGAUCGAGCGGUUACUCAAGACAAAAAUUAACCAGACCCAAACCCGAGAUCGAUAUGAGCAGGACUGUCUGAGGAUCAAGGGUUAUCUCGCACAGGGUCAUAUGGUAAUGGGCCAGGAAGAACGUAAAAACAAAGCAAAGCUCGAGAAAACACAGGUGCAGCUUGCAUCUAGCAGCAGCGAAUACGAAGCUGCCAUCAAAGUACUUGAAGAUACCACCGGACGUUGGAAUAAGGAAUGGAAGGCUGCUUGCGAUAAAUUCCAAGAUCUCGAGGAGGAAAGACUUGAUUUUACGAAGAGCAGUCUCUGGACUUAUGCCAAUAUUGCGUCAACGGUCUGUGUUAGCGAUGAUGCUUCCUGCGAGAAAGUCCGUCUUUCGUUGGAAAAUUGCGAAGUGGAGAAAGAUAUUGUUGCCUUUGUCAAGGAGAAAGGGACUGGCCAGGAUAUCCCCGAUCCCCCCAAGUUCGUCAAUUUCUGCCGGGGGGAUGUCAACGAUACAAGCUCAGAAGCGUCUGAAGAAGAUGGAUACUCUGUGGCUCAGUUCCAGCGCACCAUCAACCCGGCAUUCCGCAGUUCCUCACCGCAGCCAUCGACAUAUGAAUCUCAUCAUGACCCACAGUCGGACCUGGCGGCCAAGAUGGGGCACAAUGAACCCCCGACUCCUUCCAGCCGGGAAGCUGCCGUCACUCCGCAAAAGCCCAUACAGCCACCACCAACCCAACAGCCUGCCCCCUUGGAUCUCCGCCGCGGUGGCCAGCUUCCGCCAAAUUACGAUCCCAAUCAACAUGGAGAAAUCGGCCAUGUACCUCACAACGCGUAUCCGACGGAAGGCAUGACCAUGUUCUGUAGGGCUGGCCCUCCCUCGGAACGUAGCUCAGGAACAAAUAGUGCAUACCGACCAUCGAGUCGCGAUUCACAAAGCGAGAUCUCGAACCCGACCUCUCUAUCCAGCCAGGAGCCGCCGAGUGUCAAACAGUCUCCGACAAAGCCAACGUCUCCGACAAAGCCGACAAAUGGCGUGGCGCUUCCGGGACUCGGCGGUGAUAAACAGGUUCAGAAGAAGAGAAGUGCUUUCUUUAGCAAUAGCCCCUUCCGACGCAAGAGCCGUCAUGAUAAGGAUCGGAAUUCUGGCUCAGCGCAGCUGCCUUCUCGUGGUACCUGGGAUUCUUCUAGACAAUCAAGCCCCGUCAAAGCUCCUCGGCCGCAGCAACCCGUAUCUGUGCCGGAUACCAAUCGAGCUCCGAGUCCAGAGCCUGCUGAUCCUAGGGCAAAUUUCCAGCUUAACGUUGGCAAUAACGUGUUCGAUGUGGACUCCCCAGACAAGAAUGCAUCUAAAAAGGGGGCUCAAGCAGCAGCCAAAGGCGCAGAAGAGGAGUCUGAUCCAAUUGCACGCGCUCUGGCAGAUCUAAAAGGGACCGGCAAGCAGUCAACCAGUCGAGUGUCCGCUGACAGGUAUCAUGGUAUUGCUACACCAGUGCCUUCCGCGCCAGCAUCUAAUUACUCCAGUGCCUCUGCGGCUGCUCCACCUCCAGCGUACAAUGAUUCCUCAGUGAAACGACUGGGCGCCCCCCAGCCCGCGUUUACUUCGGCACAGAUGCAAAAAACAACUCAGAAAUACACGGGACAGACGCAAAGUAUGCUUCGCGGCUCCGGAAAUAAUCCAGGGGGAGCGAGCCAAAACAGUAGACAGUCUCAGGAGGCACCGCGUGCCAGGUCACCUACCCCGAGACGAAGUGCGAGCCCUCAAGUGAGCAGUCCACGAGUAGACACACGCAUGAGUCAAUACAGCAGAGGCACAAGCCCCGCUCCAAGCUCGCAUCACUCAAACAGUAUGAGGAAUCGCUACAGUCAGUCGCCUACUGUCUCCACUCCUCCUCAACGCCCUGCCGAUGGGUCCUACUCCCCUCAUGAAUACACCAAGCGAGGCUCCCCCAACCCCAUGUCGCGAGCUGUAUCCCCCCAGCCUCAGUUCAGACAGCAAGCACGGCCCUCCAGCGCUGGUGGGAUGGAGCUGCAGCUCUCAGGGAGUCCCACUGACAUGUACGGCGGGAGCGGGAGCCAUGAUGGAUAUGGUUCCCGUAAGGAGCCCAGUCGACCGAUGUCGUACUAUGGCGAUGGGGGAAGCCAGCGAAGCCGGUCUCGCAGCAGAACCGUGGCUGUUGCUGACCCGGGGAGACAAUUUAGUCGAGAUGGUCGUCCAAUUCUGCAUUUUGCCCGAGCCAUGUACAGCUAUACCGCCGCCAUCCCUGAAGAACUAGGAUUCACCAAAGGCGACGUCCUAUCAGUUAUCCGGCUUCAAGAUGACGGCUGGUGGGAAGCCGAAGUUACUACUGCCCGUAGCCGACCGGGUUUGGUGCCGAGUAACUAUCUUCAAAUCAUCUAA